AUGGAGGCAGUAUCGGGUGGUGAAGCGCGAGUUAGCAUCAAGUGGUCGGCUCAGCUGAAACUAGGCAGCAAGCGGCCCGUGCCUUCCCCUACGUCGGACGACUACAGCAGUUGGACAGUCGAUCAAUUGAAGCUAGAGUGCACCGUGCGUAGACUCUCGGUAGCGAAAAACACUAGCAAGGCGGACCGAGUGGCCAUAUUCCACGGGUACGAUGGGUCCAAAAAAGCUAUGGAGCUGCUUCUUGAGCAUCAACGCGCUGCUAAACGAGGCCGCAGGGAAGGGAAGAGUAGCGCUGAGAGGCGAUCUCGUCAUGGUGGUCGUAGGUUCUGGGAAGAAGUUGCUGAAGCCUUCAAUACAUUGAAUGAAGACUUUGACAGCCUCGUUUCUGAUGAGGCAUUGUUUGAAGGGAUCGAUCCUAGCCAAAUUACAACACAUUCUGGAGCAAAGGUGAGGGAUAUGUGGAAAGAGUGCAGUUGUCGGUUCGCUGCUGCAGAAGGAAGUUGCCAGCUCUCUGAGUCCCAUGAUGAAUUUUGGAACUUUUACCAGGGAGAUAAGGUUGCUAUGUAUGUGCACCUUUGGUACAAGCACCGCGGUUCUGGUCGUGAAUUAUGCGCUACGUUCAUUUACGAAGAUAACGAAGAUGACGAAUCCAAGGAGACGGAGGAAGGGGCGAAUAAAACAAAAAAAACCGGAAGCGCCAGCCACAGGAAAAUAUGA
Phytophthora sojae is the source of this 717-nucleotide messenger RNA. RefSeq lists its product as hypothetical. The record is from RefSeq and is a predicted model, not a curated record. Bases 1 to 717 code for a protein of 238 amino acids. The transcript is spliced from 2 exons. Lineage: Eukaryota; Oomycota; Peronosporomycetes; Peronosporales; Peronosporaceae.